GUCAAGAGGCUAUUUUGCUCCAACCCUAAUCUCCUCAAAACAAAUCAACAUCGUUAAGAUUAAAACUUCCACUCUCUCCCCCUCAUUAACUUGUUAUUGGACAAUUUAAAUUCCAGCAGAAAUCCAGGCUCCCUAAACCUAAAAAUCUGAUUCCUUUCCAAUAGCACGAACAUUCAGAUUCCACCUCUAUUCUGUUGUAUUGCUUCUGCUUCCGCCAUGAGAGCAGAUUGACUAAAGCCCUCCUUGCCUUCAACAGCAAACCAGCAUGGUUUCUGACCACCCAACCUGCCCCACCUUUUGAUGUUGAUGUUUCCCCAGACUCUUUUUUUUGACAAGUGCCUGUUGGUUCAUUGGGGCAAAACGUCGAACAUUUGGGGGGCAAUGCUUGCCUAGACUUCCAGCAGUCCGGGGUUCAAGAAAUUUGGCUCAGGCGGCGGUUUAUUGCGUUGGGGGGUCACUUGACCACCUUGCUUGGCCGACUUGGCUGACUGCUUAUUGCCGAAAUAUCCUAAGGACAGAGCAGAGCAGAAUUGGGGGUUCUGAUUCAAAAGGGAAAGCUCCAGUGUUCGUGUGUUGCCAAUGAAGUUUUCCUGCUUGAGCAAAGGUGGUGGUUACCAUUUCCCACCAUGUCACAUACUCAACAUAUGUGGUUUUAGCAUUUUAUUGGAUUGCCCAUUAGACCUUUCAGCUCUUACAAUCUUCUCCCCUAUUCCUACUAGUUCAAAAUCCAGUUCCUUCGAUAAAGAGAAUCCCAGUUGCCCAAACCGUAGUGAUUCUUCAGAUUUGGAGGAGCCUAUGGUUCGGAAGAGACAAAAAGUCGAAAAGCCCCUGGAUGCCGAUGAUUUAAUUUAUGCAGAGCCUUGGUACAAAACUGUCAAGAACUUGCACCUGUGGAAUGUCUCUUUUAUUGAUGUGGUAUUGAUAUCAAGUCCAACGGGUAUGCUAGGAUUACCAUUUCUUACUCGAAUGAAGGGUUUUUCUGCUAAGAUAUAUGUGACUGAAGCAGCAGCAAGACUUGGACAGCUUAUGAUGGAGGAUCUUGUUUCAAUGCAUCUGGAAAUCAGGCAGUUUUUUGGACCUGAUGAGUCGUCUUUUCCCCAGUGGAUGAAGUGGGAAGACCUUACACUUCUUCCGUCUUCAUUGAAAAAUGUAGCUUUAGGCAAAGAUGGGGGAGAACUGGGUGGUUGGCUUUCCUUGUACAGUGCAGCUGAUGUGAAGGAUUGCAUGCAGAAGGUUCUGAGACUUAAAUAUGCAGAGGAAAUCUGCUACAACAGCACAUUGAUCAUAAAGGCAUUCAGUUCGGGUUUAGAAAUAGGCUCUUGUAAUUGGACAAUAAAUGGUCCCAAGGGAGGCGUUGGCUUUAUUUCAAGUUCCAUCUUUGAUUCUGCUCAUGCAAUGAAUUUUGAUUACAAUGCUCUUAGAGGGAAUGAUAUAAUAAUAUAUUCAGAUUUCUCAUUCUCGGAUGAUGUUGAGAGUGGUUAUGAUAACUCCAUUCCAACUACUUGCAAUCGGUCAUCUCUCAGAAAUUAUGAAAAUGAUUGUCAAGAGUUGGCCAAGUCCUUACUUAAUGUUGAUGAGGGUUUGGAGGAAAGGGACAAGCUAGCUUUUAUAUGCUCCUGUGUCAUUGAUUCCGUAAAAGCUGGAGGUUCAGUCCUUAUUCCCAUUAGUCGACUUGGAAUUGUUCUGCUGCUGUUAGAACAGAUAUCAACUUCACUAGAUGUUUCAACUUUGAAGGUUCCUAUGUAUAUUAUUUCUUCUCUAGCUGAAGAAUUCUUGGCCUUCUCCAACAUCAUACCUGAAUGGCUAUGCAAACAGCGGCAAGAAAAGCUUUUUUCUGGUGAGCCAUUGUUUGCACAUGCCAAGCUUGUAAAUGAGAAGAAGCUUCAUGUGUUUCCGGCAGUUCAUUCACCUAAAUUAUUGUGGAAGGGGAAACGACAGGAAGCAGUGUAUUUCCUGUCCUUCUGGGGAUAUUAAUCAGAAAUCAAUGUAUGCCAAAA
Molecule: messenger RNA, 1997 nt
Organism: Prunus mume (Japanese apricot)
Lineage: Eukaryota; Viridiplantae; Streptophyta; Magnoliopsida; Rosales; Rosaceae
Source: RefSeq, a predicted model, not a curated record